CAUUAAAACAUCGACAUCGACGUUAAGCAGCCCUCGUCCGGAGAAGAUGGACUAUAACAAAAUGAGAAUGGCGGCUGCCGAGUAUUUCCGGAGGAACGGAGUUCCGGCGACAUUACAGAGGCUUCUGAAUGAGUACUUCGUCCAUCAGCCCCCGGACAUUCAUGGCUACCUGGCUGAUUGCCUUUUGAAACUGUCUACACCACCGAAGAUCAGUGAUCUGAGAGGAAGAGCCGUUUUUUUAGGAAAUGGACAGCUUAUUGUUGAGGCAGAGGUUUUCUGCAUCGACUGUAACAAAGAAAAGCGCAUGUCAUCAGCAGCUGUCCUCAGUACCUUUGCACCAGUGGGAGCUGAAGAGAGUCAGAGGAGCUCUGAUUAUGUGGAGAUUGCUCUUCAGUGGAUACAUGAACCGUUCAGGAGACUGCUACUGGACCAGAAUCCAUGUGAUCAAUCUGAAAUUGAUCAAAUGCUGGGCGAUUUCUUCACGUCCUACCGUGAGGAGGAGAAAGCAAGGCGUGACAAGCUGAAGGCUGAAGCCAAGGAGCACGAAGCCGUGACUCUCGUGCCAGUAACGCCAGCAAAAGAAAAGAAGAGUAAAGGCAAAAAGACCAUUGUUGACGAGAAGCUAUUUCCUCCACCAGAGCUGCCAGAGCCAGUUCUGCUGGAAGGCAUGGCUGUUGGCUCAGUGUCCCUGGCUGUAGCUAAAUGUGGGGCAGAAAUAAAGGGAAUGCCUCUUUACAAAUAUAUAUCAGCUCUGAAGAAUCAAAAGGAACCGGCACAUUUUCAUGUUCCUGUACCCUGGAUAACUUUGCUUAGCUGUGGGAAGAAAUCCCCUGGAAAACUCUGCUUACUGGAAGAAAUUAUUCUCAUCUCCAAAGUGGGGCAUCCAGUCAAACAGAGUGUCACCUUGGCCUUUGAGUUGCAGAAGGAGAUGAUAAAACUGAUGAGCACGUCAGGAAAAGGCGGGAUCACCCUGUCCUCGGUGUCGGACCACGGCGUGCUCAGAGCGAGUUGCGAUCGGCUGGAACAGCCCCUAGAUCUCAUCACUGACGCCUGCAGGAACCUUAAAGUGCCUCUGGGAGUCGAUGUCUUUUUGGCUCUGAACUGUGCUGCCCCGAAACUUAUGGACUAUUCUAAGGGGAAGUAUGAAGUAGCGACAGGAGGCCUGAAGUCUCCGGAUGAAUUGAUUGAGGUGUAUCUCAACCUCACCAGCAAAUACCCGGCAGUGGUGGCCAUAAUCGAUCCCUUCAGGAGAGAAGAGGCAGAGCAAUGGGAGAAACUCAGCAGUAGGAUUGGGAUUUCAUGUUCACUGCUGUCUGACAUCACACACAAACCACAGGAUCCAGUCCUGCCAGGCGUCAAUGGUUAUGUCUUCAGACAUGCCAAUGAGACAACGGUCAGCGACAUAAUCCAUGCUACAGUCUCCUACCAAGGUGCAGUGGUGAUGGAUACGAUGUUCAGUGAAUCGUGCAGUAGUGGAUCCUUUGCAGACUUAGCUGUGGGACUGGGGCUGGACUAUGUCAAACUGGGAGGUCUGAGUGGCGUUGAGACGAUGGCUAAAUACAAUCGCCUAACAGCCAUAGAAGAAGAACUGGCCCAACAAGGACUGCUGGUCUGCAAGGAACCGGAACCGCCGCUCUUCAGCAAAGAGCCAAAGGAAGAGCUGGCUUCAGCAGAGGAAACCAAAUGACUCAGCCAACAGUCCGGCCUGCUUGUUUAAACAAGCCUUGAAAAUCUGCCACACUAAUCAGUUCCAGUUUUCCUGUUCUUCCUUGUUAGCACUAAUUAACCACACUAUUAAUCUGAAUGUUCUUUUAGGCUUUUUGUUUUUUUAGCCUACAUAUGAAACCCAGUUCAAACCACUUCUGAUAAAGCAAGAGUAUAAAACAUCUGCUUUAUUCAUGUGUUCAAUAAAAGACCACACAAAAUGUUCAAGCAUAUCAACAGCCAAUAAACUGUAAGCGAACAGUGCAGUGAAGAUAGAAAAUAACAGUUCGGUUCUCUUUGGAAACAUCAUUUAUGAAUUUAUUUUGCAGCACAUCAAACAUGUUAUGAGUGAUGUAGAUGAAAACAUUUAUUUGAAAAUAAAGUUUUAAAAGCUUCCAGUGAUUUUUGGCAUUCUUUGAUUUUUUUUCUUUCUUUUUUUUUUCUGAGUUUCAUCCAGCUGAACUCGAGUUUCUGCUGCAUAGUUUCAGCUGAAAGACCUUAAGCAAAAAAAAAAAAGAAGUCUUUCAGCUUACUUCCCACCUUUGUGAUGUCCCACUGUCUCCUGAAGCACCAGACGAACCUCCGUCGCUCAUGUUCUGGUUGAGUUUUAGUGGUUUCCGGGUUGAGUGUGCUCUCACUGAUUUCCCUCCACCACGGUUCUGCGGAUCCCCUGUUUUGCUUCCAAGUAAGCAAUAUGCUUUCAACCUUUGUGAAUCUCGGUCUUGUCGGGAUGCAUUUAUUCUUCUGCUUGUAUUAUCAGGUUCUAAAAUAGUUCCAUCUGUGUCGGGUCAGCAGCACCACCUUGCUCCACCAGAAGGCUUUGCGCCUCGUUUCCCACGAAAGAGACCAACUUCCCUGAGACGAUCGGUUUUGCCGUCCAGUUUGGAACUAUAUCUUACAAACUCCAAACAUGGCGGACUGAACUCUGCUAAAGCCACACUGUUAUGUUUCUGCUUGGCAAGCACACUCUAAUCUUUUAAAAAAAAAUAGAAUUGAAUGAUUAAUUGAAUUUCAUCACCGCCUUGUUUAACUUGAAGAAUAAAUCAAAUUUGAUGAGAAGUAUUUCUUCUAAUAUUAGACUGCAUUAGAAGAAAUGAGUUAAUCUAGAUUAAAUUGGAUGUUGCACAAUUGGAAAGAAAGUUGCCCAGUUUGUCUUUGGAUUAGUUUUGUGAAUAUAAAUAUAUUAAAAUAGACUGAAAAGUAUCCAAAUUGAGGAGAAGCAGCU
Messenger RNA from Xiphophorus maculatus (southern platyfish), 2929 nucleotides. It is a transcript of the gene eno4, whose product is annotated as enolase family member 4. Gene Ontology annotation, biological process: glycolytic process. The record is from RefSeq and is a predicted model, not a curated record. Gene Ontology annotation, cellular component: phosphopyruvate hydratase complex. NCBI's taxonomy places the organism in Eukaryota, Metazoa, Chordata, Actinopteri, Cyprinodontiformes, Poeciliidae. Gene Ontology annotation, molecular function: phosphopyruvate hydratase activity; magnesium ion binding. The transcript is spliced from 13 exons. Bases 47 to 1687 code for a protein of 546 amino acids.